Messenger RNA from Gryllus bimaculatus (two-spotted cricket), 2656 nucleotides. Lineage: Eukaryota; Metazoa; Arthropoda; Insecta; Orthoptera; Gryllidae. The record is from the annotation of a GenBank genome assembly.
AAUUUGAAAUUUGCUGUGUCUCUUAUUGUACAGUUUUGCAAUCUGGUCUUCCCAGCUGAUCAGUAUAAUAUUUGUAUUUUAAGGAUUUUAAGCUUCCCGCUUCGAACCAGAAGGUACGUAGAAAAUAUAUAGAUUCUCUCUCAGUUGUCGUGCAUCAUUUUACUAAUUGAAACGUUGUUCCUCGGGACUUGUAAUCGUGAGGAUUGUUUAUUAAGAUGAUUCGACGCAUGGGAUCUAUUCUUUUACCUCUUUCUUAUCGAUUGCCUCAGUUACAGAGGUUACAGAACCCAUACUGGUGUGCACGAAAGGAGCGUCAAGCGUCAAUCAAACUUUUUCAAGUUAAUAUUUUAGCUCCUCAUUCUCAAGCAAUGUCCACGACUGUGACACCUGAAAUGAAUCUGAAUUAUCAAGAUAUUUUACAACUUACUGGCGACAAUAAGAUUAUUUUGAUUGAUGUCAGGGAACCCAAGGAACUUCAGGACAAUGGAGUACUUCCUAACAGCGUCAAUAUACCUCUGGGUACUGUUAAAGAAGCGCUACAGUCUUCAUCCCAAUCGUUUGAGGACCAAUACGGCAUUCCACUUCCUGACAAAAAUGCUCCUAUAGUUUUUUCUUGCCAUGCAGGUGGGCGAAGUAUGAAAGCUCUUCUUGCUGCACUUGAAAUAGGAUAUAAGAAUGCAAGACAUUAUGCUGGAGGUUUUUCAGAUUGGAAAAAGAAUACAGAAAAUCCACUGUGAUUAAAACAAGACAUGAAACAUGGAAAUACAAUCAUUAAUGAUGUUUAUAUUUUAGAUAUUAUGUUUCACAGACACUUAGUAGCCGUAUUUAGUAAAUUAUUUACAUUUGGAAAAAUCAAAAUCAUACAUAUUGGUCCUAAACCACAUGAUUAUGGAAUCAUUAUAUAAAGCUGUACAUUUAAAAAAUAUUUUUUUAUGGGUUUUUUAAAAUAAUGUAAAUCAGAAUAUGAUACUGCAUUUGUCUGUUGUAAAUUUGCACAUGCUUUUGUCAGCAGAAAAAAUAAAUUUAAAAUAACUUUUCAUUAAAUCCAAAUUAUUUUUGAAAUUUAAAAAGAUUUCAUGAUCUGACUGGUUUCUUCAAAAGUUGUUAUCCACUUUGUGAAUUUAAGAAACGAAAUGACAAUUUUGUUUAAGUCGAAUUUAUCUGAAGAUGAAACAAUUUGUUCAGUAACCUAGGUUUGAAGUAGAAACUGUUUUCUGUGAAAAGGAAAUAAUGUAUUCCAAGUUUAGUAAGUUGUUAUUUCAUUUUCGGAGGCAAAUGUUUCAUUGUUUUUAUUUAUUUGUUAAAAAUUUUCCAAACUUCAUGAUAAUCAUUGAUUAGAUAUUUAGCUAACAAUAUUAUACAUCACAAAAUAUCCUUAAAAGAGAUGGUCACUACAUUUUUGUGAAGUUCAGUCAACUUGUAACUUUAACGCUUUGUUUAAAUCCAAGAAUGUCCUAUCAGAAUUUUGUUUAUUUUUCCAUGCAAUAACAGUUACAUGAUUUGCUCAACUCACAGUUAAUGUGUCGAGUGUUAAAUAAAUCUGAUGUCACAAAUGUGAUUGAUUAAAAAAAUUAGUAAUGAAUGUGAGUAAAAAAUAUAUAUAUAGUACUAUCAGUGGUUUCGUUUUAUUUAUUGUACUUAUAAGAGUAUGUUAACAUGUUCUUGGCCUGAUAAAAAACGUCCAAAUGAUUCACAGUGUCAAGUACAAUGUUCUUUCCAAAGUUCCUCUAGGUUCACAACUAGCGCCAUUAUUUUUCUUAGGUUAGUAAAUGAAUUGAGUACCUGAUUAUAGAUUGUUAUUCUUUGACUAUUAUUUGAAAAUACUUAAUGAAAUAAAAUGUGUGAAUGAUUGGAACAAAUUACAAGAUUGUCUCAAUAUAUAUUUUUCUGAAGAAAGCUAAUAGACUAUCUAAACAUUUCAAAAUUUUGAGAUUCUUUAAUUUUCAUAAUGAUUUUUUAUUUUAAUUACUUCACCUUACUCUAUUGAUAAUUUGAAAUUAGAAGAGCUGCUUGAUUAUAAAAAUUUAGGACUUGUUUAUGAUUUAAUUCUAAAAUUUGAUAAACAUAUGCAUUAUAUUAUUAACAAGGGCAACCCAAAAGUUGCAUUUCACAGAAGGUCAUAUGACUUUAAAGACCCAUUUAUACUGGAAAAGUGUCACAUUUCUUUGGUGAAACAAAAAAUGUGAAAAUUGUUAAUACUUACUGGAAAUAUUUCAUUGUUUAUUUCCAAUUUAUUCCUCUACCAGCAGCACAUAUUAACACUCAUUAUUAAAUGCAAAUUCUAUUAUAUGUGGUAUUCUGAUGUAUGUGAAAUUAACUUAUUUAUGAUAUUCUGCAAAAUCUCUCCCAUUACGAUUUGUGGGAAUGCUUUCAUGUAUUUUGAAAUGUAAACAGUCAUGAACUAUAAAUUUUGAAAUGAAGGAGAGCUUUACAAAAUGUUUGAUUGUGUAAGGAAACUGAAAAAUUGAACACUGAAGGCCUACAUUAGUGAAAAUGAUUCUGAACAAAACCUCACAAUUUGUUUUCCAAAAAGUAGAAUGUAUUCUUCUUAAGAUCAACAAAUAAUCUUGUAUAAAAAUGCAAUAAAUUAAAUAUUUUAACAAAAGUAGCCUUCAUGAAUACUACAAUAACCUAGUAUAAUCUUUACGUAACAAAA